AUGACUGGAAUAAACUGGAUGCAAAAGUGGCGAAGUGUGCGGUGUAUACUUGAAAGAGAAGGGCCCUUUCAGCGUGCUGAGUUUGAGCCAUCAGCCGAAUUACUUAAAAUGGUUCAAGAGCACGUGAGACUCCUGGUGAUUGGAGCUGGUGGUCUCGGUUGUGAGUUGCUCAAAGACUUGGCUCUGAUGGGUUUCACUCAGAUCGAUGUGAUCGAUAUGGAUACAAUCGAUCUCUCCAACCUCAAUCGCCAGUUUCUAUUUCGAUCGAGUGAUAUAGGAAGACCAAAGGCUGAAGUCGCGUCUGAGUAUAUUAUGCGUCGCGUGCCGUCUUGCAAAGUUACUCCACAUCACAAACAGAUCCAGGAUUUCGGUGAGGAAUUCUACCGUCAGUUCAACGUCGUUGUUUGCGGCUUAGACUCGGUAGUGGCCAGAAGAUGGAUAAAUGCCAUGUUGGCUAGUAUGGUCGUGUACACCGAAGAUGGGACACCAGACCCCAACACAGUGAUUCCCCUUGUGGAUGGGGGAACAGAAGGCUUCAAAGGUCAUGUCUUGGUAGUGCUUUAUGGUUUGACCGGGUGUUUGGAAUGUACUCUGGAUCUGUAUCCACCGCAGGUAAACUUCCCACUGUGCACCAUUGCUCACACACCGCGACUGCCGGAACACUGCGUAGAAUAUGUGCGUCUACUCCAGUGGUCUAAAGAAAAUCCUUUUGGAGAAAACGUUUCGAUUGACGGUGAUUCUCCGGAACACAUUCAGUGGAUUUAUGACCAGUCUCUCAAGCGCGCGCUGCAGUUUGGUAUACAAGGCAUAACGCUUCGUCUUGUUCAGGGAGUUGUGAAGCGCAUUAUCCCAGCAGUGGCCUCCACGAACGCCGUGAUCGCUGCGGCAUGCGCGACUGAAGUCUUCAAGUUGGUGACGUUCUGUUACGACUAUUUGAAUAACUACAUGAACUUCAGCGAUUUGGACGGGAUUUACACUUAUAGUUUUGCUGUAGAACGAAAGGCAGACUGUAUGGCAUGUAACAACGUCCCGAAAGAUCUCCACUUCACCUCGAAGGAUACUCUUCGAGACCUGGUGGAAUUUCUCAAAACAAGCACCCAGUACCAAAUGCGAUCUCCCAGUGUGACCACAGUUGCCAACGGCACAAACAAAUCGCUGUUCAUUGAUCUCCCCGAUUUCGAAUCGGCCCUGAGACCAAAUUUAUCAAAAACAUUGGCAGGUAUUCAACCCAGUUUGCGCACCACUGACAAACAAGUGAUCGCCAACCUGGUCAGAGAAGUCGAACAAAACCAAAUUCCAGAACAACAGAUCACGAAGAGACUGGACCUUACCGUGCCAGAACAACCACGAAGAGACUGGACCUUACCGUGGUGUGACGUGGUGUUUGCGCACCUCAGCGAUCCAUUGAGCUAUACUGGAGAGUGUGUGUCCACACUCACAGUCUCUGUUGACCAGCACUUCUCUCACAUCAGUUUCCAGUUUCGUAUUACGGCCAGCAGACUCAGAGCUCUGUUCAAAACACGACAACCAAAUGGUUCCAUCGUACCUUUGCGGUUGCUCAGUCACAGACGCUCUCGACGUCCCAUCGAUCUUGUCACCUUAGCCCACGAACCAUACGCAAAAGAUCCUUGCUGGAUUCCGGCCAUUCCGCCACCUCCCGAAGACGCAACCGACUCGGAGACGGCGAUCCCGUGGAGUCAAUUUCGCAGUCAGACUACUCGAAUUAUUGACGUCCGCAGUCCCUCGGAGUUUGGUAGAGAUCAUAUUCAUGGGGCCAUCAAUCUUCCGGUUCUUGACGAUCAUGAGCACGCCCUCGUCGGACGACGUUACGCAGAAGGUAACAUCUUACAAUCCCGAUUCAUCGGGGCAUCCCUCAUAUGCGCCAACCUCAGCAAAAUUUUGAACCAGAUGGCCUUCGACGAGACCGUUGUGGCUCUUGGGAAACAGAAGAGCGAAAUGCAUUCUGCUCCAAGUGUCCUGGUCUAUUGCCUGCGUGGUGGACAGAGAUCCAAUUCGGUGGCCACACUUUUAAGCGAAAUUGGUUGGCCCGGUCGGAUUGGUUUGCUUCUCGGUGGGUUUCACUCAUGGCGUCGUCUAUUGCUACGUCAGCUCGAUGCCUGGCCCCGUUGGCGAAUGCCCGGUCAGUUUUGGAUAAUUGCCGGUCUUACAGGGUCCGGAAAGUCAUUGGUUCUUUCCGAACUGUCCAGAGUGAACGAGACUGUGCUAGAUUUGGAAGAAUUAGCUGAGCACAAAGGUUCCAUUUUUGGGACCUUGGAAACCACAAACUCCUCCACGCGGUCCCUCAUUUCACAGUGUCAGUUCGAAACACGAUUGCACAAUUGGUUUAUGACACAGCAAUGUACAUCAACAGCAUUCUCUCCGGUUUGGCUGGAGUGCGAGUCUCGAUCGGUUGGACCACUUUGUCGUCUCUCCGAUGGAUUAUGGCAACGACUGAGGUCCACCAACCCUGAUGUCGGUACACACCGAGUGUGGCUUGAUGUUCCCGAGGACGCCCGCAUAGCCUGGAUAAUCGAGUGUUAUUCGGAAUCCGCAACAGAUCUCACAAGGCUGGACCAAGUUCUUAUGAAAUUAUCCAGCUACCAUUCCUCCAAACGGUUGGCCGAAUGGCGACAAGCCAUAGAGCGUGGGGACUUGUCAAGCCUCGUGGCCAGUCUGCUCAGACAUCAUUACGACCCGCUGUACCAAAAAAGCCGCAAACAACUCAUGCAUGACGCGGAACAGCAUGGACUAGCUCACCGUCUUUCUUUGUCUUCCGUGGACCGAAGCACUGUUCGAUCGAGCAUAAUCCCGGUACUACUAGAUCUUGCAGAGUCCUACAACACCUCCCCCUCUAGACUGAGAAAUCGCUGUACAGCACAAUCGUAGCUUAAUUUUGUACAAACCAUACUCUACCAAUAGAUUUCCUCCUUCAUAU
Molecule: messenger RNA, 2935 nt
Organism: Opisthorchis viverrini
Lineage: Eukaryota; Metazoa; Platyhelminthes; Trematoda; Opisthorchiida; Opisthorchiidae
Exons: 13
Coding region: 1-2886 (961 amino acids)
Biological process (GO): protein neddylation; tRNA wobble uridine modification
Cellular component (GO): cytoplasm; nucleus
Molecular function (GO): NEDD8 activating enzyme activity; tRNA 2-selenouridine synthase activity
Source: RefSeq, a predicted model, not a curated record